This is a messenger RNA of Rhagoletis zephyria (snowberry fruit fly), 2285 nucleotides long. It is a transcript of the gene Pepck1, whose product is annotated as Phosphoenolpyruvate carboxykinase 1. Gene Ontology annotation, molecular function: GTP binding; manganese ion binding; phosphoenolpyruvate carboxykinase (GTP) activity. NCBI's taxonomy places the organism in Eukaryota, Metazoa, Arthropoda, Insecta, Diptera, Tephritidae. The record is from RefSeq and is a predicted model, not a curated record. Gene Ontology annotation, cellular component: cytosol. Gene Ontology annotation, biological process: response to starvation; response to lipid; gluconeogenesis.
CGCCUAGCUGAAAAGCGUCAGUUGCUCGUGCCCAGAGUAAAUGGAAAGAUCAAGUGAACAGAAAGUCAGUGGUCUAAGAAGCAAAUUAAAUUUUGACAAAAAACUUUGGAGAAACAUAUGAAAAUAAAAAACCUUAACUCAAAAAAUUGUGAUUUAUUUUAAUAAAAAAUUAACAGUUACAAAAGUAGAAAAUCGGCAAGUUUUGAAAAAUGCCUGAUAUAAUUGAACAACCAAAAGAAACGCCAUUUGGCAACUGCACGACACUGCAACGAAAUAAGAACCCGCAGACUAGUUGUGGAUUGUAUAGCCAUAUUCGUGGCACAAAUGUUUCUUACGGCAAUGUCUCCAGUCUGGCACCAUCAGUCAAGUCCUUCAUAGAAGAAUCUGUAGCGCUUUGCCAACCUGACGAAGUGCAUAUUUGCGAUGGUUCAGAAAUGGAAAAUAAAAUGCUAUUGAGGAAAAUGCUAGACGAAGGAACCAUUUUUCCUCUUCCCAAGUACGAAAAUUGCUGGCUAGCCCGCACCAACCCCGCAGAUGUUGCUCGGGUAGAAUCGCGUACUCUUAUAUGUACUGAACAACGAGAGGAAACCAUCCCUACGCCGAAGGAAGGUGUACAGGGAACACUGGGUAAUUGGAUUUCGCCUUCUGACUUUGAUCGGGCUAUUCAAGAGCGUUUUCCAGGAUGCAUGAAAGGCCGUACAAUGUAUGUGGUCCCCUUCAGCAUGGGUCCUUUGGCCUCAUCAUUUUCUAAGAUUGGAAUUGAAAUCACCGACUCAGCCUAUGUUGUUGCUUCUAUGCGCAUAAUGGCUCGUGUGGGUACAUCCGUUCUAGAGCAAAUACGAAAACAGGAGGAAUUCGUGCGGGCUUUACACUCAGUAGGUACACCUUCUAGUGGUGUUGUGGAAAAUCCUUCGUGGCCUUGUGAUCCAGAGCGGACAAUCAUUUUGCAUAAACCUUCUGAAAAUUUAAUAGUCUCUUACGGUUCUGGAUAUGGAGGAAAUUCCCUACUUGGAAAGAAAUGCUUUGCACUGCGAAUUGGAAGCACCAUCGCUAAACGCGAAGGUUGGUUAGCAGAACAUAUGCUGAUUUUGGGCAUUACAAAACCCAAUGGCGAGAAGAAAUACAUUACCGCUGCAUUUCCCUCCGCUUGCGGCAAAACUAACUUGGCUAUGUUAAAUCCCUCGCUUCCUGGUUACAAGGUAGAAUGUGUUGGUGACGAUAUCGCCUGGAUGAAAUUCGAUAAUGAAGGUGUUUUACGUGCUAUUAACCCAGAAAAUGGUUUCUUUGGCGUUGCUCCCGGAACUUCAGAGGAAACGAACCCUAUCGCCAUGGCAACAAUAUUCAAAAACACUAUUUUUACAAAUGUGGCCUACACUUCAGACGGCGGUGUUUACUGGGAAGGCAUGGAGAGCAGUCUUGCACCCGGUGUACAAAUAACCGAUUGGCUUGGUAGACCCUGGACCAAAGAAUCAGGCAAACCGGCCGCUCAUCCCAAUUCUCGCUUUUGUACUCCAGCUGGCCAAUGCCCUAUUAUUGAUUCACAUUGGGAAGAUCCACAAGGUGUUCCAAUUAGUGCAAUUCUGUUUGGAGGUCGCCGUCCUGCUGGCGUGCCCUUAAUAUACGAAUCUCGCAGUUGGACUCAUGGCGUGUUUGUUGGAGCUGCUAUGCGCAGCGAAUCAACUGCUGCAGCUGAGCAUAAGGGUAAAAUAAUAAUGCACGAUCCCUUUGCCAUGCGUCCGUUCUUUGGGUAUAACUUUGGGCACUAUGUGCAACAUUGGUUAAGUAUAGAAAACCAGGGAAAAGUGCCUAAGAUUUUCCAUGUGAAUUGGUUCCGAAAAAGUUCCAAUGGAAAGUUACUUUGGCCUGGCUAUGGGGAAAAUUCGCGUGUUUUAGAAUGGGUCUUGCGCAGUUGCAGUGGGGAGCGAUGUUACACUGAUACUGCCAUUGGUAGAAUACCGGCCAAGGGUGACCUCAAUUUGGAUGGUAUGCAACAAGUCGAUUAUGAAGAAUUGUUCUCUUUGCCAAAACAAUUUUGGUUAGAGGAGGUUUCACAAAUACGUAACUACUUUGGAACCCAAAUAGGAUCAGACCUGCCCUUGGAAAUAUACAAUGAGCUAGAUGAGCUGCAGGAGCGUAUCUUAAAAAGUUGAGGUGGCAUUUUAUUAAUAAUUUAUAAUUUAUUUUAAGUAUAUGUGAAAUGUUGAAGAGUAAAAAUAGGAAAAGAGAAGAAAUUAUAAAAAAUAUAUAUAUUUAUGUAUAUACAUAAGUAUGUAUGUAUAUAUUUA